Tripterygium wilfordii is the source of this 1483-nucleotide messenger RNA. Its product is annotated as probable protein phosphatase 2C 39. Bases 227 to 1075 code for a protein of 282 amino acids. NCBI's taxonomy places the organism in Eukaryota, Viridiplantae, Streptophyta, Magnoliopsida, Celastrales, Celastraceae. Gene Ontology annotation, cellular component: nucleus; cytosol. Gene Ontology annotation, molecular function: protein serine/threonine phosphatase activity. The transcript is spliced from 5 exons. Gene Ontology annotation, biological process: protein dephosphorylation. The record is from RefSeq and is a predicted model, not a curated record.
GGAAAAAUUAAAAGCAAAUAGGAGAAAGGAGAACGCGUCAAAUGCAAAGGUUGCGGGCGUGUCAGCAAUAGUAAAAUACCGCCAUCCUCAUCUACUUCUUUCAUACCUGUUUCUCUCUUCGUCCCUUUCUCACUCUCUCACUCUCUCUUUGUUUGCUUCUCGGUCGCUGUGUUACUUGGUUUUGUGGGUAGUCUUAUCUCUCUCUAUAUAACCCACCAAAGGAGCCAUGACAAGCAGGGAAAUCCUCCACAAAAUGAAGGAAAAGGCUGGAUUGGGAUCAUCCUCAGACUCUGGGAAAGGGAAGAGUAAAAUGUCAAAACACAUAACCCAUGGUUAUCACCUGGUGAAGGGGAAAUCCCAUCAUGCCAUGGAAGAUUAUGUUUAUGCACAAUUCAAGCAAGUUGAUGACAAUGAGCUUGGGCUUUUUGCGAUAUUUGAUGGCCAUCUGAGCCAUGAAAUUCCCAAAUAUUUGAGGUCACAUUUAUUUGAAACUAUUCUACAUGAGCCUGGCUUCUGGACAGAACCUGAGAAUGCAAUAAGAAGAGCAUAUCGUGUAACUGAUACUGAUAUCUUAGAGAAAGCAGUAGAUUUUGGGAAAGGGGGUUCAACUGCGGUCACAACGAUAUUAAUUAAUUGUCAGAAACUGGUGGUGGCCAAUGUUGGUGAUUCUCGGGCUGUUGUUUGCAAAAAUGGUGUAGCCAAGCAGCUCUCAGUUGAUCAUGAGGCAAGUACUGAAAAGCAGAUCAUUGAGAGUAGAGGUGGCUUUGUGUCAAACUUUCCAGGUGAUGUUCCUCGUGUUGAUGGGCAGUUGGCAGUGGCAAGAGCAUUCGGUGACAAGAGCUUGAAAGAGCAUCUCAGUUCUGAACCAGAUGUGGUGGUUGAGAUGAUUGCCGAUGACACGGAUUGCAUUAUCUUGGCUAGUGAUGGCUUGUGGAAGGUAAUGUCGAAUCAAGAAGCAGUAGAUGCUAUCAAGAACAUAAAAGAUGCUCGUUCAGCAGCAAAACUCCUUACUGAAGAGGCACUUAAUAGGAAUAGCACGGAUGACAUCUCCUGCGUAGUUGUAAAGUUUCAUUAAUCUUGGGAUUCUCCGUAUAAUUGUCUUGCGAAGGAAUCAUCGGCAAUGCCAGUAAUAGCAUUUGUAUUUUGGUAUGCUUUUCCUUCCAUGAUGUUAUAUAGAUGCAAGCAAAGUGAACAAGGCUCAUCGGAGUGUUUGAAUCUUGACCGCCACUCCCGAGGCUCGAGUUCGUUUGAGUUCUCAUUGUUAUCAUGCAGUUAUUGUAAAAUUCUUAGUUAUGUUUUUGAUCAUCUGAAAGACACUAUAAAAGGUGAACCAGUACUGUAUUUUUUUUUUUGCCUUCUUUUUCUUGUGUCAAUGGUUGUAAUUGGCACUCCUGUAAAUCCAUGUCAAGACCCCUUUGUUUCCUUCAGACAUACUAUUUAUGUUCUUAGUGUCACACUUGUGAUACGCAUUCCAGCAUCUAGU